Molecule: messenger RNA, 652 nt
Organism: Neltuma alba
Lineage: Eukaryota; Viridiplantae; Streptophyta; Magnoliopsida; Fabales; Fabaceae
Product: DNA-directed RNA polymerases IV and V subunit 4-like
Exons: 9
Coding region: 1-621 (206 amino acids)
Biological process (GO): DNA-templated transcription initiation
Cellular component (GO): RNA polymerase complex
Molecular function (GO): nucleotide binding
Source: RefSeq, a predicted model, not a curated record
AUGGAACUUCUGGCUCUGGGUGGGUCCCGUGUUCGGGGUUUAAAAGAAAGUGGCCGCUCCCCCGUCUUCGGUUUCCUCCUUCUCCGGCGACCAUUCUCUCGGUUAAAUCAAGUUUUACUAGUGAUGGAGAAAGGAGGAAAGGGGUAUUCGCCGAUGGACAAAGGAGGAUCCUUAAAAGGGAAAGAUGAUAGUGCUCCGAAAUCAGCCAAGGGGAGGAAAGUUCAUUUUGCUGAAGAAGGAGGAAAGGGAGAGAAGAUUGCAAAUGGAAGAAAGACUCCUUUGUCUGAAGGCUCAAAAUCAUCAGAAUUUGGCAUUGAGCAGGAACUUCCGAACAAUGUCAAAUGCUUGAUGAAUUGUGAGGCUGCUGAUAUUUUACUAGGAAUUCAAGAUCAGAUGACAAUAUUAUCUAAAGAUCCAACUAUCAAAAUACCUGCAUCAUUUGACAAGGGACUGCAGUAUGCCAAAAGCAAUGGCCAUUAUACAAAGUCGGAGUCUGUUAGGAGCAUUCUAGAGCCUUUGGCAGAUCUUGGUGUCUCUGAUGCGGAGCUAUGUGUGAUUGGUAAUGUGUGUCCAGAAACAUUGGAAGAGGUUUAUGCUCUGAUCCCGUCACUUAAGGUAUGAAAUGUCGAAGUCAUAAUGAAUUGAAAAUGGG